AUCUGCUGCUGAAAGCAGCCUCUGUAGCACGGUGCGUGAAGGGUUACGCUGAUAGAGAUCUGCAGGCACAAUGCCUAGAUCGGCAAGGCCAUUUGAGAAGCUGGUGAAGCCACUUCCUGUCCCCACCUUGCCCUUUCCUUGGGGGAAAGUGGGGGUUGCUGCUCUCAGCUUGCAGGGAGAGAUCCUCGGUCUAAUCCGUCUGUGCUUCACCUCGCUGAAGGAAAUGGCCGAAGGGGAGAGGAUAGCCAAUCUGAAAACAGAGGAACAGGAUCCGGCAGGCCCCAGGUUAUGGGAUGGCAUGGAGGAAGGCACAAGCGAAGGCCCACAAGUUAAAAAUUUGGUCGGCGGAGCCAAGUUGGUUUUGAUGCAGGAAGCGUCGCAGCGGGUUAAGCAGGAACCAAGCGAGGGCGUGCUCCAGCAGUGCUGGGAAGGCCAGUGGCAGGCCUUCCUGAAGGCUGUGCGGUCCCCUUGCUUGGGAGGGAUCCACCUGCAGGUGCCCCGGGCUGCACCGAGGGAAGACAUCAAUGAAUGUCAGGUCACUUCUGAGGGAGUGUUCAAAGCUGGCCAGCGGCCCCGAAGAGAAAGCGGCGAUGAGAUUCUGGACUCCUCCGGAGAACAGGUCAAAGUAGAGGUUCUGGACAAGGCCCCCAUUGACUUGGAGGUGCAACGCCGGCAUUUCAGGCAGUUCCGCUAUGAGAAAGCCAAGGGCCCCCGAGAAGUCUUGAGCCGACUCCGGGAGCUUUGUCGCCGGUGGCUGAAGCCGGAGAGACACACCAAGGAGCAGAUCCUGGAGCUGGUGGUUCUGGAGCAGUUCCUGGCCGUCCUGCCCCAGGGGAUACAGGGCCAAGUCAGGGAGCAGGACCCGGAGACCUGCACCCAGGUGGUGGCCCUCGUGGAGGAUUUCCUGAUGAGGCAGGAAGUCCAAGAUGCCAGGAGUUUGGAUCAGCAGGUGCUGAGGCCUUCUGGAGAAACGGCUGCGAAUUCCUGUGAGGCAAGACAGGUUCCUCCCAACUUUUGGAAAGGGCAACUCUGCAGAGCGGCUGGUCAGGUAGAGGACAAAGCUGCAGACUUGACAGGUGACCGGCAAGUGCAUGAGAAGGAGGGGAUUGACCUUCAAAAGGAACGUUCUGAGCAAGUAGAACCAAAUGACGCAACGUUGAGAAGAGAAAAGGGUUUCAGGAAGUACAGGAAGGGAAUAACAUUUGGGAGUCAGCAGGAAGUGGAAAGAGAACCAAAGAGAACUCUAGAGAAAACUGUUUCCUGUCUGGAGGAGAACAAGGAUGGGGAAGAAAACAGGGUCCAGCCUCAUGACAGGCAAACAACCUGUGUGGAUCCCAUGAGAAGCUUCAGGCCCACUCUUAACCAUCAGAGAAUCCCCGGUGGAGAGAAACCCUAUAAGUGUUCUUUCUGCGGGAAUAGCUUCACUCGGACGUGGGACCUCCUGGUACACACGAGGAUCCACACCGGGGAGGCCCCAUAUAAGUGCUCCUACUGUGGGAAAAGCUUCAGCCGCGGUUCACUCUUCAGGGAACACGUGAGAACCCACACGGGUGAGAGGCCCUACAAGUGUUCGCACUGCGGGAAGAGCUUCAACCGGAGACGCUACCUUAUCACUCACGAGAGAAUCCACACGGGGGAGAACCCGCCUCUGUGCCUUUAUUGUGGGAAAAGCUUCUCUCAGAGGGCCAGCCUCAUUGCCCACGAGCGGAGCCACACGGGGGAAAUCCCGUACAAAUGCAGUCACUGCGACAAAAGUUUCUCCCAGAAGUCCAAGCUCGUCAUACAUGAGAGGACCCACACGGGAGAGACUCCCUUCAAGUGCCCUGAGUGUGGGAAAAGCUUCAGCCAAAAGGGGAACCUUAGGACACACAUGAGAAUCCACACCGGAGAGAAGCCUUUCAAGUGCCUGCUUUGCAUGAAAAGCUUCUCUCAGAGGGCCAAACUCCUUGUACACGAAAAAAUGCAUACCGAAGCGAUCAACGUAUAAGUGCAGGCGAUUGGUACAAGGGAGGGGACUACGUAGGUUUUGUAGGAGAAUUGAGGUUAAGACAAAUUUGUGAGAGGAUAAACUGCAUGACUCUGAAUGCCAGUGGUUGGGGAAUGAUUUCGGGGAGCUGUUGUUGCUUUGUCCUCCUUUUGGGCUUCUCAUUGGGUCAUCUGCUUGGCCAUUGUGAGGAACAAGAUUCUCACGAAGAUGGGCCUUUGCUCUGAUCCUACAGGAUUCCUCUUGUGUCAAUUUUGAGCUGGAAAUUUCCCCCAUGAAAAUUUCACCUCCUCCUCCUGGGUGGCAAUAGGUAGAGCACAGGCUGCUCUGGGUGUUUGCUGAAGCACAGCUCCCAUCGUCCCUGGCCAUUGGCUGUGCUGGGUGUUGCUGAUGGGAGCUGGCAUCCCAACAACCCGUGGAAGCUCCUCGCCCAGUCUCCUCGAUCCCCAGCCCCUGAUCUGUUCAACCAAACUGGACUUGAUGGGAGUAUAUUGUGCUCCAGGAGGCUUGGUUUGGUGAGAAUCGAGUGCACACUUCCAGAGUUGACACUGGCUGCCCCAAAGCAUCCUGGGAACUGUCAUUUUAGGACAUUGACAUCUUCUAUGAACCCCCUCACAGAACUACCAUGCCCAUAGUUUUCUGCCAAGAGGGACUGAGUGUUUAAAAUACUCAGGGGAUUGUAGGUCUGCAAACGGGAGGGAAUACCCACACUACACAGUACGACAUUUUGUGGCAGGUGCCACGUCUGGUUUAGCCUCUUAUGGGUAUAGUAGUGUGGUGUGGCUUGUGGGUGUGAGGGGCUGGUAGUCCUCCAGAUGAUAUUUGGACUUCCAGGGCUGGCUCGCCCGGGGUAUUCUGCCGCUGAGGCAAAACAGGUGUGCUGCUGCACCCUCAACGAGUCCUGCCCCACACACCUGCUGAGGGUGACUCCCUGUGUCCCUCACAGAAGACACUGCCAUCUCCAAUGCUGCCAUUCCCCCCCCCCAAGACAAAGGGAAGAAAAUGGGGACUGAAAAGGCUGUGGCGGAGGGGGCACAACGGAGCAGGCCGCAACAGUGGCAGAUCAGAAUGACAAACGCUGCUUUUUCCCCAGUCCAGACACCUCAAACUCUAAUAGCUUUUCUUUCCAUUAACCUGACCACUGGUAUAGUGUAAGUCAGGGAUGGGAAACCCCUGGCGCCCCAGAUGUUGCUGGACUCCAGCUCCCAUCCUCCUUGAUCAUUGGCCAUGGUGGCUGCAGGGGCUGAUGGGAGUUGGAGUCCCAGCACCAUCUUGGGGGCCAAAAGGUUCCGCAGACCCUGAUCUAAAGUGAUUUGGGCUCUGGAAAUGUCAAAGUAAAGCUUCUGCUUCUUAGCGUUCUGCCUCGUUUCUCUAUCCACGAGAUCUAAGGAAGCUGAACGUAGAAAGAUUCGGGGCAUGUAAACGAAAGCACUUGGUCACACACCAUUGGCAAGGGCCGUGUUACCUCAUAAAUUGGCACUCGGGUGGUGCACAGCAAAGAGUUUAAAGCAAAGUUGUUCAACGAAUCACAUUCAUCAAAUAAAUGUGCAUAGAAGAAAAAGAAAUAUUCUAAAGGGAGGAAAGACAAUCUUUGUUCUGAGAUUAUUCAUAUAUAAGAGGCAUUUCAGGAAUGCCUCUCAAAAGAUGGCGCUUGCUGUCUUCCAUUUUUAUAUGCAUGCAUUGAGCAUAAUAAAAGCAUUUAUCUAAACUGGC
Messenger RNA from Podarcis muralis (Common wall lizard), 3697 nucleotides. RefSeq lists its product as uncharacterized. Gene Ontology annotation, biological process: regulation of transcription by RNA polymerase II. The record is from RefSeq and is a predicted model, not a curated record. Lineage: Eukaryota; Metazoa; Chordata; Lepidosauria; Squamata; Lacertidae. Gene Ontology annotation, molecular function: DNA-binding transcription factor activity, RNA polymerase II-specific; RNA polymerase II cis-regulatory region sequence-specific DNA binding.